Messenger RNA from Magallana angulata, 2893 nucleotides. RefSeq names its product WD repeat-containing and planar cell polarity effector protein fritz homolog. The record is from RefSeq and is a predicted model, not a curated record. Bases 148 to 2358 code for a protein of 736 amino acids. The transcript has 26 exons. Lineage: Eukaryota; Metazoa; Mollusca; Bivalvia; Ostreida; Ostreidae. Gene Ontology annotation, cellular component: axonemal basal plate. Gene Ontology annotation, biological process: establishment of protein localization; nervous system development; cilium organization. Gene Ontology annotation, molecular function: protein binding.
CACUUCCGGUUUAUAGUAAACAAGUUCGAAUUUGCUUUUAAUUACGUGAAGAAAAUAAUCUGACAAGAAGUGCCAUGUUUUGGGUUGUAUCUGAGGAAUGUGAUGUAUUUUAAAGUGUUAAGCUAACUUCAAUCAACUCGUAACAUUAUGGUGACUUGUUUGACCGAAUUCUUUAUCUGGUCAAUAAAAGAUAAAGUGUACAUUCCAGAUGAAGUAAUUGGCUGUCAUACUUACCAUGACAAGACACAUUCAGCAUCUGUAGAUCAGCUAUAUAAUGAAGAAAAACAACAUUUUGAUGAAGAGAGGGAUGUUUUAUGGGCACCAAGAAACAAGAGACCUGAAAAAUUAAGAGAUGUACUAAAAGAAGUUGAGGAUUUAUUGCAAGUUCAUAGAAUAGUUCAGAUAAGAUGGAGAAAUCGUCAAGUGCUGCAGCUUGUCCUGAGUAACAUGGUGGCAGUGAGUUUUGUGCUCAGUGGGAGCAGUGGCUCUACAGAGAGGAUAUUUCUGGACAAGUCCAUGGUGGGCAAAUUCAGUGCCGAGAUGGUGUCUGAUGCUUACCUCUCGGACCAUUUUCUAAUGACCAGCUACCCUGACAGACCCAAACUAGACUACGGUUAUUUUGUUAAAAGACCACCCUUAGGGGAAGGAUUGAAGAGACUAGAAAAGCUUUCUGUUUGGGAACCAAAGAUAACACAAAUAGACAUUCCUGGACCUGUGGGCAGAAGAAUUGAGCGACGCUUGUCGGCCAAUACCAGGCUAGAUAUGCUGUUGGUGUGGUGGCCUACAUCCAGUGAGGAAGCAUGGCCCUGGUCCCCUAUGUCCUCAGAAAAAGACCGAGCCAACAUGAUCGUCUUAUCAUUACACGGACCUAACAUUGAUGUUUUGACCUUUGCCAGGACAGAGUGUGAUCCUAUAUAUGCUGGUUUCAGUUCUCUACAGCCACACAGAGUGUUCACGGUGGAGCAGGCUAUGAGUGGGGGCGGGGACACAACCGCUCAGUGCUGCACAUAUGAGAUAGUGCAGGGAAAGAUUCAGAGAAUAAGUGUGACCAGCAUACCCCUCAAAAGUCAUGUGAUCUGUCAGUGUCGCAAUCCCAGUGAAGAUAAACUGGUUCUCGGAUGUUCUGAUGGCUCACUGGUUCUGUAUGAUGAAGUGAGGAAGGCAACACUAAUGAUCAGAGCUUCAGUGGUUCCUGUGUCAGUGGCUUGGCAUUCCCAGGGAACUGUGUUCUUUGCUGCAAGUGCCCGAGGAGAUUUACAGGUAUUUGACCUGGCUUUGACUCCUCUCAGAAUUCAGUUGGUCUCAGAGGAUCAGAUGACCCAGAGGGUGUUACAGCUCCACAAGUUUUUCAAAUCUCAAAUGUCCUUGAAGGAGAUCAAAUGGUGUCAACAUGACCCAGAUUCAGUGGAUUGGAAUGGAGAUUACACAGAUGCUCUCUUCAUGCAUUUUGAAAAAGGUCCGCCAUGUUUGCUUCAGCUUCAUCUAGGUGUUGUCAGUAGAGAACGUUUCUCAGGUCUGGAGCUGAUAAAAGAGUACCUGAAGAAUCGGCAGGUAGAUGAGGCAGUGACAUUGCUGAGCAGUAUGAACUGGGACACGGAUGGUACCACAGCAUACUCAAGCCUCUCCACCAUUGUUAAUCACCUUCUUCGGCUGCCCCUCAAUGCUGAGCGAGAAAGCCAGUUGGAGACCACGUUGGGAACAUUCUAUGCUCCUAAAUACCCACUGUCAGAAGUCAUCAUCCUUGACUUUAGAGAUCCCAUCAGCAGACUGGCUCGCCGAUUUUUCCACCAUCUCCUCAGGUAUUCCAGAUUUGAUAAAGCAUUCCUUCUAGCUGUUGAUAUUGGUGCAAGAGAUUUGUUCAUGGACAUACAUUACAUGGCAUUGGACAAAGGUGAAACUGCAUUAGCAGAGGUGGCCAAACGGAAAGCGGAACAAGUCGAGACAGAAUCCAUUGAAUCUUUUGAUGGAUUUGAUGAUGGUCUCUUACAAAAUGGCUACCAUAAUAACAAUGCACAGAAUCACUCCGACUUUAAUGUUAAUGAGUUGCCAGCCUCUCGAACUCACCCAUGGCAACACGGGGAGCACCAGGUUCUUCAGGAGAACAGACAUCUACAUAACGGCAUCAAUGGGGACCUUUCAGACAGACCUAAUUACCUGGGUGACCUUGAACUGGAGGCUGACCUGAUACACGACUACACGGCGGCCCUACAGCUGGACGACCCUGGCUGGUUCUCUCACUCCCACAUAGAGGACACCGACUGGCAGGAUCAAGACCUGCCUGAUGCUGGGAAUGGCGUGAAUCAAGAGGAUGAUGAGGAGGAUGCCUCAGUAAAAGUCAUUCACUUUGGGGUGGUGUGAGGACCAGCAGACUAAUGUUUUACGAGUAGUGUAACAUUACGUUGAUGUGGAUGUUACUUAUACCAAAGUCUUUCAGAGCACGUCUUCCAUGUACAUGAAUUAUCUGUUUUUAUUCAUUUGUUGUACACAGAUGAUGUGUAUGGUGUCUGGUUAGAGGUUGUACCAUACGUAUUAAUGUACACUGUAAACAGCUUUCAGUUUGCAAAGCCCCCCCCCCCAAAUUAAUAAACUUUUUGCAAAUAUAUAAAUAUCAGAUUUUUUUUACCAAUUGUAUUUUGAUGAAAGCAUCAAUCACCUCAGAAUUUCGCUAUUUUAUCCAACCACAAAAGCAGUUCCUGUAAUCAUAACGGUAAUACACUGCGUAAUAUCAAAAUGUAAGGCUGUAUGCAGUUUUCAUUUUCGAUAUACAAUGUACUAUAAAUAAAAUUCAUGGAGAUACAUGUACUGCAAUAUUUAUUAUCAAUAUCAGAUAAUAUGAAACUGUAGUUACUAGAUAUGUGUGGAAGAAUAAAACUUCACUAUUAAAUUUACACAA